AUGGAAUUGUCAGUUUGCUGUGGAAUAAAGCCUGUCCAGAGAUAUAAUGUUAAAGAUGACACUGGGAAAGAGGUUUUCAGUAUUCUUGAGGACAGCGAGUGUUGUGACAGGUCUUUCUGUCCUGGCGCACAUUCUUUCAUAAUGAAUGUUACUGAUGUCUCUAAUCAAGUGGUCAUCAGAAUGGUGCGCCCGUUUGUUUGCUGCUGCGGCAGAAAUAAGCUAGAGGUUCAGUCUCCACCAGGCACUGCCAUUGGAUAUGUUCAACACAACUGGCAUAUUUGCCAACCUAAAUUCACGGUUGAGAAUGAACAAGGUGAACCGGCAUUUAAGAUUGAGGGACGAUGUAUUGGUUGUACCUGCCACACAGACCAUAACUUUGAGCUGCUGUCUUUGAAUGAGGCAGCGACAGAAAGAUCAUUUGGCACGAUCUUGAAACCUGUCUCAAGCAGUGGACCAAAUGCAGGUGCAGGUUUUGUUCUGAGGUUUCCAAGCAACCUGGAUGUCAAAAUGAAAGCAACUGUACUGGGAGCCUGCAUACUUAUUGACUACAUGGGUUAUAAAUCAAGAAAUCAACCGAUCUGGUGUACUUGCUUGACCUUGGCAAUAGGCUGUUGGAAAUUGUACUAGGACUGUGCCACAUUCAUCAAUUUCAGCAAA
This is a messenger RNA of Sinocyclocheilus anshuiensis, 657 nucleotides long. RefSeq names its product phospholipid scramblase 1-like. The coding region runs from base 1 to 627 and encodes 208 amino acids. The transcript has 5 exons. Gene Ontology annotation, biological process: plasma membrane phospholipid scrambling. The record is from RefSeq and is a predicted model, not a curated record. Lineage: Eukaryota; Metazoa; Chordata; Actinopteri; Cypriniformes; Cyprinidae. Gene Ontology annotation, cellular component: plasma membrane. Gene Ontology annotation, molecular function: phospholipid scramblase activity.